UCCUGCCAAUCACCUGCCCGACUCUCAGGUGGCGGGGCGCGGCUCGCAGCGUCUUUGGUAACCCGGACCGCUGUGAAGGAGAGGACGAAGGGCAGUGAGCGGUGGGCUGCCUGGGUGGGGGCUGCGGAGGUACUCCGGGGUUCCCAAUCGGGUCCCGGUGGCCGGAGGAGGAGGAGGAGGACGGCAGCCCUCACUCCAGCUGAAAGGUAGCGGACGUCCUUGGGUGCACCUGAAGGACGGGGACAAGGACCAGACGCGGUUCCGGAUGCGGGCGGUGCCCAUUGGAAUUUAUUUUCAUCCACUGUUUUUUAAUGUAAGGAGGGGAAAUGACUGCUGGUUCAGUGUGUGUCCCUCAAAUCAUUCCCCUGCGGGUGCCUCAGCCUGGAAAAGCCAACCAUGAAAUUGAUAACAAUACGCUUUUGGAAAUGAAAUCAGACACCCCAGAUGUCAACAUAUAUUAUACCGUGGAUGGCAGCAAACCUGAAUUCCUAAAGAAAAUUGGUUAUGGUGAAAACACUACGUUUAAGUAUACGAAGCCUAUUACUCUGCCUGAUGGAAAAAUACAAGUUAAAGCUAUCGCAGUGUCUAAAGACUGCAGACAGAGUGCCAUGGUAACAAAGGUGUUUCAGGUGGACUAUGUACCGCCAGAUACAGUCCCUUCAGAAGACGAUGUGGAAAAUGUUCUCAAAGACCCUCCAGAGCAGGAACUGAAAAAUGGAUUUGUUGAAUCAAAAGGGAGGAAGAAAUAUAAGAAUGUUGAAAAUAAACUGGGUUGGAAUGUUAACCUUGGAAAGUUUCCAGACGUGGGUGAAAGAACUGACCCUAAAACUCUGAAAGAUCUUCGGUUCUCAGAAAGCCCACGGGAAACCCCAGCUUUCCGUGAAGAAUCAGGCUCUCGACCAGCUACCCAGCAGCCCCAGUUCCCUGGUUUUGCACAUAUAACUGGCCAGAAGAGUUUGACAAGCACAGAGAUCAUGAGGAUUCAAAGGGAGACAGACUUUCUCAAGUGUGCCCACUGCCUUGUGCCCCGCCCGUCUGACCCCUUUGCCCGCUACUGUCUAGAAUGUGGCUCUUCUGUCCCGCCCAUAUUUGGCUGUCGUCUCCCACCCCCAGAAGGAGCUCAGGUCCUGCCAGCUCCCCGGGGGGAGAGUCCUCAUGAGUGUCACAGGAUCCCGCCUGCUCCGGGGCCAGCUCUGGUCUGUGUCACCCCAGUGAACUUCUCAGCCAUCCAGUGGGUGACAGCCACACCCAGUUCAAUGGGCUUAUGUGCAGAAUGUGAAAACCUGGUGCCCAUGAAUACGCCCAUCUGUGUGGUCUGUGAGGCUCCUCUCGCUCCACAGCUGCAGCCACAGGCCAACCCCCGCUUGAAGGAGAAAGUGAUCUGCCGCACCUGCGGCACAGGGAACCCUGCUCACCUGAGAUACUGUGUCACCUGUGAGGGUCCCCUGCCUUCAUCACAAGAGCCUGGCGUUGCAACUUGCUCCUCCGUUUGUUAUAAAUGUGGAGCCAGCAAUCACCCAUCUGCACGAUUCUGUGGCUCCUGUGGUAUUUACGUGAAGUCCUUGGCAAGACCUAGUGUGGAGAACAGCUUGGCUCCGGCUGCUGGAGAACGUGGCCCUUUUGCUGAGCCUCGAUCUGCCUGGCAGCCCCUAAAUGUUCCUUUGCCCAAGCCUGUUGCUGGGCCUAAGAAGGAUGUGGGCACACAGACCACUGGCCUGUUCUACCCAUCUGGGACCCUCCUGGCAAAAAAAGAACUGGAAAUGGCUUCUCAGAAGCAGAGGCAGGAGAAAAUGAGUGACCAUAAACCUCUCCUCACAGCCGUCAGCCCAGGGAGAGGAUACUGGAGAAAACAGGUGGACCAUAUCUCCGCUCACCUCCGGUCUUACGCUCAGAACAACCCUGAAUUCCGGGCCUUGAUUGCAGAGCCCAGGAUGGGAAAGCUCAUCUCUGCUACCGUCCAUGAGGAUGGCUAUGAAGUUAGCAUCAGGCUGAAUUAUAUUCAAGUCUCAAACAAGAACCUUUACCUGAACAAGGCGGUGAAUUUCAGCGACCACUUUCUGAGCAGUGUCACCGAGGGAGGGAACGGCCUGUUCGGCAGCGGGUCCAACCUGGUGAGUGACUACAGCCAGAGCACCCCAGACACCACGGAGAAAGUCACAAGGACCAAGAAUUUCAAGACCAAAACGUUUCAAGAGAAGAAGCAGCAGCUUACGCCUGAAAACAGGCUUCUGCUGAAGGAAGUCGGACCAGCAGGGGAAGGAAGAGUGUCUGUGAUGGAACAGCUACGUGAUGAAGGAGCAGAACCCAACUGCAGUGACAAGGAAGACCAGCCCGUUCUGAGCCUGGCGGUCACGAACAAGCACCAUGAAGCGAUCCCGGUUCUCGUGCAGCGGGGCGCGGAUGUGGACCAGCAGUGGGGCCCAUGCAACGCAAGCAUUCAGAAGAAGAACGCAAGAGACCAGACGGCGUAUGACCUGGCCCUGGAAACUGGGGAUGACCCCGUCAUCUCGCUCUUUGCUGCUAAGCUCAGCCUGGAUGACCGUUAGCCCUGAGGGCCCCGCAGGCUUCCUUUAAAGAAACCGCCCAGCUCUGGCUGUGCUUUGUUCUCUUCCUUCUGAAAUGCGUAUUUGAGGUUUGGAAACUGAGCUCGAGAGGCACUCAUAAGCUUUUAAAAGUUAUGUGACAGUAUAAGCCCCCAACACCCCAUGAGUAUUUCCCCAAAUGCCCUGGAGAGUGAUGAAUUUAGUGUAUGCUUUCAGUGGUGUAUUGCUGCUUGUCUUAGAAUUUGCUCUUUAAUAUUAUUUCUCAGUAGAUAAAAUUACACACGGUUCUAAGCCAAAAGGUAUAAAAUGUUGUGAAGUCUCCCUCUCGUCCCUGCCCCACAACCACCCACGUCCCCUCCACAAAGGCCACCAGUGACAUCCGUGUCCGUCGUGUCUUUCCAGAAGUAGUGUAGGAUUAUAUAAGCAAAUGUACGUAGUAUGUGUAUGUGUUCGUACAGAGUACACGUAAAAUAUAAGUAGAGGUAACACAUAUUCUGUCCCCUUGUCUAAGACAAAUCGUGGGAAACCACGUACUGUUCUGCAUGUUGUUUGCUUAAUAUCUAGUAAGUGGUUCCAAAUUAGUUAGUGCAUAAAGAUUGAGCUUAUUAGAAUUUUUCCUUAUUAAGCUAAACUCAUCAAUAUUCCUGUUGUUAUGGCUUGUUCUUUGGUUGACAAGUAAGCUUUGAAUAAACCAACUGCAGGAAUGUGU
Molecule: messenger RNA, 3252 nt
Organism: Balaenoptera ricei (Rice's whale)
Lineage: Eukaryota; Metazoa; Chordata; Mammalia; Artiodactyla; Balaenopteridae
Gene: DZANK1
Product: double zinc ribbon and ankyrin repeat domains 1
Exons: 20
Coding region: 327-2546 (739 amino acids)
Biological process (GO): eye photoreceptor cell development
Source: RefSeq, a predicted model, not a curated record